Molecule: messenger RNA, 848 nt
Organism: Triticum dicoccoides
Lineage: Eukaryota; Viridiplantae; Streptophyta; Magnoliopsida; Poales; Poaceae
Product: BTB/POZ and MATH domain-containing protein 1-like
Exons: 2
Biological process (GO): protein ubiquitination
Molecular function (GO): protein binding
Source: RefSeq, a predicted model, not a curated record
AUGGGGAUGAAUGGCGUGACGUCGGUGAUGGUGUCGCUGAAGGAGAGAGAGGAGGGAAUAGUCAGGGUGGUGGUGGAGGAGGUGGACGGAUUGGUUUGGGUGCCGGCGGCGGGCUGGGAUGGGUUGCCGGGGCCAGUCAUGGCAGAUUGCUCAAAUCGACUCAAGCUCGUGCAAAAAUCAUCUCUGCCGGCGCCGGCUUGUCCCCAGGAUGAUUACUUGAUUGUGCGGUGCACCAUCAUAGUCAUGAAGGAACUGCCGGAUGCGGCAACCACGGUGCCCGUGCCGACCUCCAACUUGCACCAGCACCUUGGUGAGCUGCUGCGGGGCGGGACCGGAGGCGACGUCACGUUAUUCGUCCGUGGUGAGUCCUUCCUUGCUCACAAGCUCAUUCUCGCCGCAAGGUCCCCUGUCCUGAUGGCCGAGUUCUUCGGGCACAUGAGGGAGGCAAGCUCUCAACACGUCGUGGUCGAGGACAUGGAGCCGGCAGCAUUCAAGGCCAUGUUGCACUUCAUCUACACCGACACCGUGCCUGAACUUGAUCAAGAGCUGGAAGCCGCGGCGCCGAUGGCCCAGCAUCUUCUUGCGGCUGCUGACAGGUAUGGGCUGGACAGGCUCAAAGUCCUCUGUGAGGGCAAGCUCUCCGGUGGCAUCACGGUCGACACGGCGGCGACAACUCUGGCGUUGGCUGAGCAGCACAACUGCUCGCACCUCAAGGCCAAGUGUCUUGAGUUCAUCAUCAGUACUCCUGCAAUCUUUGAUGCUGUGGUGGCGACGGAGGGGUAUAGGCAUCUGGAGGCAAGUUGCCCUUCAGCGCUUACUAGCAUUCUCCUCUCUGUGCGCGGGAGAAG